Lethenteron reissneri (Far Eastern brook lamprey) is the source of this 5435-nucleotide messenger RNA. Its product is annotated as calcium/calmodulin-dependent protein kinase type 1D-like. The record is from RefSeq and is a predicted model, not a curated record. Gene Ontology annotation, molecular function: ATP binding; protein kinase activity. Gene Ontology annotation, biological process: protein phosphorylation. NCBI's taxonomy places the organism in Eukaryota, Metazoa, Chordata, Hyperoartia, Petromyzontiformes, Petromyzontidae.
CCUCUCCCCUCUCCUCCUCCCCGUCCGCGUUCGCGUUGAGAGGGAGCGAGCGAGGCAGAGGCGGCUUGCAUCGCCGCUGCUCGCACCACAAGGCUCGCCGCGUCUGCUCGGGCUGUCUUGCAUCGAGCGCCGUGUUUGAUAUCCCUUGUGCUGCGCGUGUAUGUGUGCACAUACGUAUUCGCGCGAGACACAUAGACCGGCGCAGGGCGCAUAGCAGGUACAUGCCCAGUGCUUCUAUCGUUUAGCAGCCGACGACCACUCCCCAAGCUCGGUUCAACAUCGGUCCGUAUUGUCUCGAAUAUCAUCGUCGUCGUCGUCGUAAUAAUAGUCGUCGUUAUCGCUACAUUAUCACAAGCCUCGUUCUAAUUUAAAGACAGCGCGUGGUUGGUGUUUGUGUUUUUUUAGUUUGUUAUGCCAUUCGCCGGUAUUUAAAAAAAAUCGAAGUCUUUACGUGACAUAUUUGAAAAUCCGCCGCUCGUGUAUAUUUACCACCGCUGGCGUCGUCAAGCGCGGAAAGCCGACAGCCUCGGCUCUCCGAGACAGAGAGACAGAGACCGCUCUCUCUCUCGCUCCACGAGUGGUUGAGACUCGUGUAGGAGGGGAGAGACUCGUGUGCGUGUGUGUGUAACAGACAGACAGAAAGAAUCGACCGGUACCUGAGAGCGACUCCCCGCAUAGAAGCGAUAAUCGGCACUAAAGAGAGAUACGAAUAUGAGAGACGUCUAAGAUAAGAGGACAGAGAGACACACACACUCGGAGGAUAGAUUGCUACAGAGCAGAGACUCAUAUGAGAUAGGGUUUGUGUGCAGGGGCCUGGCUUUGUAGAGAGACUCAUAUCAGACCCAUUCUCGGAGAGACUCGUGGAGGUGACAGAUAGAAACUCAUUACGGGAGGUAGCCUUGUGAGAAGAGAGAAUCACAUGAGAUCCUCCGAGGAAAGAUACUCGUGCAUUGGAGAGACGCAUACAGCAGGCGGUUGAAUAGAACAGAUAUCCAAGGGAGCAGAGAUACACGUUCGAGAGAGAGACUUACCGGGGAGACUUGCAUAGGGAGGGAUAUCUUCAUAGCCAAGAGACUCGUCAUACAGGAGAGACACUCGCGUUUUGGAGAUAUAUCUCGAGAGAGAGAGAAGAGGACGAUAGAGACGCAGGCAGGAGAGAGUCGCGAUCGGGAGAGGCCAGGGAGAGCCUUCGUCCACCCCUCGGGAGAGUCAUCGUCUUCCCGACGCGGGGAGCGAUCCAGCUCUGCGGGGACGCGACCUUCUGGGAUCUCCGGUGAGCUGGGUGCCGCCUGGCUCUGCAAGACCGCGACCAUGUCUCAAGACGCCGAAGAGGGACCCUCGUGGAAGAAGCAGACCCAGGACAUCAAGCAGAUAUUUGACUUCAAGGAGGUGCUGGGCACUGGCGCCUUCUCCGAGGUGGUGCUGGCGGAGGUCCGCUCGUCCGGGAGCCUCUUCGCUGUCAAGUGCAUCACCAAGCAGGCGCUGCGCGGGCGCGAGAGCAGCAUCGAGAACGAGAUCGCCGUGCUGCGCAAGCUGAAGCAUGAGAACAUCGUGUCGCUGGAAGAUAUUUACGAGAGUCCAUCACACCUCUAUCUCGUCAUGCAGCUGGUGUCUGGCGGGGAGCUCUUCGACCGCAUCGUGGAGAAGGGCUUCUACACGGAGCGCGACGCCAGCCGCCUCAUCCGCCAGAUCUUGGACGCCGUCGGCUACCUGCACCGCAUGGGCAUCGUCCAUCGCGACCUCAAGCCGGAGAACCUGCUCUACUACAGCCCGGACGAGGACUCCAAGAUCAUGAUCAGCGACUUCGGGCUCUCCAAGGUGCAGAUGACUGGGGACGUGAUGUCUACGGCGUGCGGCACCCCGGGCUACGUGGCCCCCGAGAUCCUGGCACAGCUUCCAUACGGCAAAGAAGUCGACUGCUGGUCCAUUGGUGUCAUCGCCUACGUGCUGCUGUGCGGAUACCCCCCCUUCUACGACGAGAACGACGCCAAACUCUUCGAGCAGAUCCUGAAAGCCGAGUACGAGUUCGACUCCCCCUACUGGGACGACAUCUCCGACUCCGCCAAGGACUUCAUCCACCACCUGAUGGAGAAGGAGCCGUCCAAGCGCUACACGUGCAAGCAGGCGCUGCAGCACCCGUGGAUCGCCGGGGACACCGCCCUCGACAAGAACAUCCACGAGUCGGUCAGCGAGCAGAUUCGCAAGAACUUCGCCAAGAGCAAGUGGCGACAAGCGUUCAACGCCACGGUGAUAGUGUGCCACAUGCGGAGGCUGCACAUCGGCUCCAACCAGGACAGCGCGACGCAGCAGUCAAACGCCAGCCCCAGCAAUGGGAAACUUCUCACUCCGGCUGCCGUCAGCAAGGACUGCCCCAGCCCAUCUUCUUUGUCCGCGUCCGACGAAAUGAUCUCGGGGACUCCGUCACCCACCUCUCCGUCCCACGUGCAGCUGCCCUCCGCCAUCGCGGUGCCCAGCGCCGCCGCCACCGCCGCGGCCACGGCCACUGCCGGCCCCGAGUGAGGUCGGCGGUCAAGGGUCAAAGGGUCACCCACGUUGCACUGCGAUGACAUCAUCAGGGUCAAGGGUCACGAGAGCGCUGGUGAAGAAGCAUCCUUAGGGUUAAUCGUCGUUUAAAAAGCCAUGCCAUGUGAAAAUUAAACGGGUGAAACAAAAAGAAUAACCCAAGAUAGCUGUAAGGAAUAGCACAAUUCCAGCCUGCUGUAGUUUUUUGCAAAGAGUGCGAGACGAUAAUUUUAUUUGACAGUGCAUGCAAGCUGACUGUAAGUGUUACGGGCAAUAAACCCGUGCAAGUGUCCACUUAGGGGCAGAGCGUUCUCUCGCACAUGGCCAUCCCAUGGCCCUUGUGUCCGUUCCUAUCUUAAGUCGCCGUUGCGGUGCGGCACAGUGCAGCGCUUGUCCGCACAACGCAGAACGAACCCCGAGGCUGACAGCCGCUAGCGCCGUGCGGCAGCAUCAAUAUUUACACCGAUCUAUAUCCGCCGGCAGGCUCGCGGUUUUGUCUUCUCAGCCGUUCAGCCAGCCACUUGUGUUUCAUAUCUUAUCAUCGCUCCCCACCCCUCACCCCAGCUAACAGGUGCCAGACCCGAUUUACAUUGAAUCGUGAUCAGCAACAGCAGUCAUGAUCAAUUCACUGGUGGGUGAAGACCUCCCCAAUCCCGGUCCACGUUGCGCCUGCACACGAGUCGAUUUAAUUGCUCCGUCUCCUGGGAGCUCGUCCUCUCAGCCACGUCCACAUUAAACAACGCAAAUUGUUUUGUUUUUACAUUUGGGAGUGGCGCUUUGCUAUCACCGAUUUAUUCUACAAAUGAUUUUGAAGGUUCGUGACCCAGUCCUUUUGCUUGGCCUUAUGUAAGCAACGCAUGCAAGCGGCGCAGACCGGAGGAGAGCCAUCAUCAUCAGCAGCAGCAGCGGUGGUCGUUGCUUGCGGGUCCCUCACCCAUCUGUGUUUCUCGUGAAAAGCUUUGCCUCUUUUUUUUCUCGAUCUGGGAAAUGCGUCCGUCUUGAUAUUAAUGAUGAAGUCACGUGUAACUUGUGCUGAAAUAAGUAUUUCGAAUCGAUGGGUGAAAAUGAAAAAGUGCUAACUAUAUUUAUAUGUGUAUAUGGUAAACUGCGACAACCGAUUUUGUAAUGAUGCUGGUUGCUCACACUACGUUUGGGAUCUUUUUUUUGUACACGGUACUCAGCUGUUAACAAAAUACAUAAAAAGCUUACACUGUGUGAAAUUAUUGUGUGUUUAGGGCUGUACAUUUGCUGUGUGUAGACAAAUGCAAGCACACGCGAUGAGUGAAUUUAAAACAAGACGGAUGGAAGAUUGUGCGAACAUCCUUCCAUUUAAGGUUCAAUAAUAAUAAUACACUGCAUUGGGAGAUAGCUGUAAUUUUUUAAAUGUCAACGAAAGAAGUUUUGUGAUUCGAUAGUGACGUGGUGACAGGGUUUCGCAGUCAGUGUCCUGUUCGUUAGCUCAACUUACUGAUUCAUAUUUGGCCGUAAGUGGUAAGACCACAGAAUAUUUUUAAUUCUCACAUCGUCAACUUCCUCCCUGGUUAGCCAGUAUGUUCUACCAGCAUUAUCAAUAUGAAAGUGUGUUCCUUUGUUCAAAUGAGCCUUGGGCGUUACUCAUAAUUACGAACGAUCCUGACUCAGCGGCGAAAACUCAAUAUUAUUAUUGUGGGAAACCAGUCUCUCCAUGAGACAUCCAACGAUGACUUCCCACCAACUCCAUAUUAUUAUUGUGGAAACCAGUCUUUCCAUGAGACAUCCAACGAUGACUUCCCACCAAGUACGAAUCUUGGAGGGGGGAAACAUCUUUAGCUGUUGCCUGCCGCGAUGCUUUUAAAAACAACCCACGCUAUUGAGACUCCAUCGGUGAUAUUACCGGGAUUGUCUGCAGGCUCAUCGAUACUCUCGCGUGUGGAGAGAUGAAGGCUUCGGCGCAUUUUCAUUGCCACCGCGCGGCCCACGAACUCCUUGAGAUAGUCGCCCACGUGCCUGGCCUGCCGGCUCGCACGCACGCAGCCUCAACCCACCGAAUAAUCUUGUCGGUUUUCACGCCACCUUACAACGCUCAUGUUUCCCCAUAGCCUGUUCGGUGUGAGUGUACUAGAAGGAACGCCGUGCUAUAUUUUUUCGACAUCGUCGUGUAAUUUGAUGGUGUUUUGGGGGGGGGGGGGGUGGCUGGACACGCGCGCACCGGCGUGGAGAUGAUGUUGUUGUUGUUGUUGCGGCCACUUUCCUGCGGUGGUCCGUGUGUGUGCGCGUGUUCGCUGUGGCCCCGGCCACAUUCAAGGUGCUUGUGGCAUCAAUGCCUCCACGAGCCUGCCUCGUAUGCUCCACAAACUCAUUGCUGUUCCAUUAAAAGGAAGAAAAAAAUGUUAAACUGUAUUAUUUCAUGAGAUCCCUAUGACAGCUACGAAAAAGAUUCGGAGUGGACCGACGUAAAAAAAUGUUUUAGAUAAUUUGCUAGCAUUCAUGUGUCCUCCAAUCCAAGGUUAGCAUAAUGAUUCGUUGAAAUUCAACUAUAUUUUGUAACCUUAUUAUAUCAUCAUUUGUAUUCAAAUAAAGGAAGACUCCAUAUCGCGAGGAAGGUGCGGGUUACUAAUCUUGUUGCAGAGCUUUGCACGGCACCCAGGUUUUAACCGGAGCUGAGGGACGUGUGUGAGAGUGGCUCACUAUGCCACCCGAUUGAUUUUUCUAUUUGGAGGUUGGAACUCAUAAGUUUGAAGAUAUUUUUCUUUGUUUGUUUACACUGUAGGCAUGUUAAGUUUUCAUAUUCAAAUUUGUAUUGCUGUAGACAAUAUAAAGUUUUAGCUAGAGACAGGAGCCUGUUGAUUUUAUUGACGUGAUAAGGGAAUUUUUUUGUCUGCCAAAACACUGGUUAGCAUUACGUUUUAGCACAAUAAAAGUGUUCAAUUGAA